This is a messenger RNA of Coregonus sp. 'balchen', 418 nucleotides long. Lineage: Eukaryota; Metazoa; Chordata; Actinopteri; Salmoniformes; Salmonidae. The record is from the annotation of a GenBank genome assembly.
UAUGGGCUCAGGGAGAGAGUUGUGGGGUCUGACAUAAUUACAUCACUCAACAGGGUCACAGGACUGAAGCUACAGACAAACCAACCUGAUGUCUGGGCUGAGCUGAGAGCGUUGAGAGAUAUGAUGGUGAAGCAGAGAAUGAAGCUGAUGUACAUGGAGGCCAGAAUGACAGCCAGUGAGAGCCAGGUGGGCGAACUGAAGAGUGAGAACAACGUUUUAGCCAGACAGGUGGCCAGUGAGAGAGAGGCGAGAGGAGCUGAGCAUCACCAAUACUGAACUGCAGAGCCACAAGAACACGAUCGAUGGAUUGAAGAAAGAGAACAAAGCCUUAAUGGCUGCCGUUGAGAAGCAAAACAAAGCAAAACAAAGAUCAAGAGGCAGAGUUGUCUGCCAUGGGGGCCAGACUGAGUGCCAGUGA